Penicillium angulare is the source of this 3276-nucleotide messenger RNA. RefSeq names its product putative nicotinamide nucleotide transhydrogenase. Gene Ontology annotation, molecular function: NADP binding; NAD binding. Gene Ontology annotation, cellular component: mitochondrial inner membrane. The record is from RefSeq and is a predicted model, not a curated record. The transcript is spliced from 5 exons. Gene Ontology annotation, biological process: NADPH regeneration; proton transmembrane transport. Bases 1 to 3276 code for a protein of 1091 amino acids. Lineage: Eukaryota; Fungi; Ascomycota; Eurotiomycetes; Eurotiales; Aspergillaceae.
AUGAGUGUUUCCUUCUCCUUGCGGUCCACCCUGGGACCGUGUCGAGGAGUUUCUGGUGCUCACGCGGGGAAAACGUUCCUGCCGGUGACGCACGUCGCCUCGAAAGUCCGUCAAAUCUCUUUCCUUGCCUCAUCGCAAAAUAAACACGCGCACAAGACCCCUCAAUGGCCCGUCCUCUCCAAGCGAACCUCGUCAACUGCUGUUCCGGAAGAGCUCGUUCCGACUACCGCCUAUUCGGAGCUCACUGUGGGGAUCCCUCGUGAGUCACACGAAAAUGAACGCCGGGUAGCGAUAACGCCACAAAAUGUGGGUUUGCUUCUGAAGAAAGGUUUUUCACGCGUUUUAAUUGAGCGUGGAGCUGGUGAAGGAGCCCAAUUGCUGGAUGAUGCAUACCAAAAGGCCGGCGCAACGGUUGUUGACCGUGAUGCGAUAUGGUCGGAAAGCGAUAUUGUUCUGAAAGUCCGAAACCCGCAGUCUGAAGGUCCAUUCAAUGAGGUGCAGGCUCUUCGUAAAGGAUCGACUAUUAUCUCAUUCUUAUAUCCUGCUCAAAAUAAGAGUCUUGUCGAUGCAUUGGCUGCUCGUGGUGUCACGUCUUUCGCGAUGGAUCGUAUUCCGCGUAUCUCGCGUGCUCAGACUUUUGACGCCUUGAGUUCCAUGGCCAAUAUUGCUGGUUACAAGGCGGUUUUAGAGGCUUCCAAUCAUUUUGGUCGUUUUUUGACUGGUCAGGUUACGGCUGCUGGAAAGAUUCCUCCAAGUAAAGUGCUUGUUAUUGGUGCUGGUGUGGCUGGCUUGAGUGCAAUUGCCUCGGCUCGUCGCAUGGGUGCUAUUGUUCGUGGCUUUGAUACUCGUCCAGCUGUUCGUGAGCAGGUCCAAUCUCUCGGUGCUGAAUUCGUUGAGGUGGAUUUCCAGGAGGAUGGUGCCGGACAAGGCGGCUACGCUAAGGAAAUGUCUAAGGAAUUUAUUGAAGCCGAGAUGAAACUGUUUAUGGAACAAGCUCGUGAAGUUGACAUUAUUAUUACAACUGCACUUAUUCCUGGAAAACCGGCCCCGAAACUGAUCACCAAGGAAAUGGUUGCUGCGAUGAAACCGGGCUCUGUCAUUGUGGAUCUUGCAUCUGAAGCAGGAGGCAAUUGCGAGGCUACGGUUCCCGGUCAAUUAACUAAGUACAAAGAUGUGACUAUCAUUGGCUAUACUGAUCUACCUUCUCGUCUUCCAACUCAGUCCUCCACACUGUACUCGAACAACAUCAUCAAGUAUCUUCUCUCUAUGGCACCAAAGGAGAAGUCUUUCGGCAUCGACUUCAAAGAUGAGGUUGUUCGUGGCUCUAUCGUUACUCUCAAUGGCGAGAUCAUUCCUCCCGCUACACCGGUCGCUGCCCCUGCCCCUGCUAAGCCCGAUACCCAGGCAAUUGCAGCUAAGAAAGAUGAAGCACUCGCUCUUACCCCAUGGCAGAAGGCUACUAGAGAUGUUACCGGUGUUACGGGCGCAAUUGGCGCCACUCUCGCUCUUGGAAAAGCCACCGGACCCAUCUUCAUGGGCAACAUGAUGACUUUCGGACUCGCGGGUCUGGUCGGUUAUCGCGCCGUAUGGGGAGUAGCGCCUGCUCUCCAUUCGCCACUGAUGAGUGUCACCAAUGCUAUAUCGGGAAUGGUCGGUAUUGGUGGUUUGUUCAUCAUGGGCGGAGGCUUUUACCCAACUAGCUUUCCUGAAUAUCUCGGUGCAGCCUCGGUGCUUCUGGCCUUCGUGAACGUUUCUGGAGGAUUUGUGAUCACAAAGCGCAUGCUGGACAUGUUUAAGCGCCCGACCGAUCCCGCAGAAUACCCUUGGCUAUAUGCGAUCCCGGCACUAGUUUUCGGUGGUGGUUUCGUGGCUGCGGCUACCACAGGUAUGGAUGGUCUAGUACAAGCUGGAUAUCUUAUCAGCACCAUACUCUGUAUGAGCUCUAUUUCCAGUCUGGCCUCCCAACAAACUGCGCGCCGAGGAAAUAUCUUUGGCAUCCUGGGUGUGAUUUCUGGUAUCUUGGCUUCUUUGGCUGCAGUGGGUUUCACUACCGAGACUAUGACUCAGUUUGUCACCGUUGCUGGAACUGGUGUCCUAGUCGGUGGACUUAUUGGUCGUCGCAUUACUCCGACAGGACUUCCUCAAACAGUUGCUGCGUUACACUCGGUCGUUGGUCUUGCUGCCGUUCUGACUAGUAUCGGUAGCGUGUUGGUUGACAUCAAUGACAUCACAACUCUACACAUGGUGACUGCCUAUAUGGGUGUUCUGAUCGGCGGUGUUACCUUUACUGGUUCAAUUGUCGCAUUCAUGAAACUUGCCGGUCGCAUGUCUUCUAGUCCAAAGAUUCUUCCUGGGCGACAUAUCAUCAACUCGACGUUGCUUGGUAGUAACAUUGCGACUAUGGGAACUUUCUUGACUAUGGCGCCUGCGAACCCAGGCAUUGCAGCAGCAUGCUUAGGUGCAAAUACUGUACUGAGUUUCCUGAAAGGAUAUACCACGACCUCAGCUAUUGGAGGUGCUGACAUGCCUGUUGUCAUCACCGUGCUGAACGCUUACUCUGGAUUCGCGCUCGUCGCCGAGGGUCUAAUGCUCAAUAAUCCGCUCCUUACCAGUGUCGGAUCGCUCAUCGGAGUCAGUGGUUCAAUUCUUUCAUACAUCAUGUGUGUCGCCAUGAACCGGUCUCUUACGAAUGUUCUUUUCGGUGGUCUUUCUGCACCAGCGCAAUCCCAGAAGAAGAUCGAAGGUGAAGUCACCCAGACCAGCAUUGAUGACACCGUUGAAGCUCUGUCAGGUGCUGAGAACGUCAUCAUCAUUGUCGGUUAUGGUAUGGCCGUGGCAAAGGCCCAAUACGCACUAGCUGAGAUUGUCAGCAUUCUGCGUUCCCGGGGAGUCAAUGUCCGCUUCGCUAUUCACCCUGUUGCUGGUCGCAUGCCAGGUCAAUGCAACGUGCUUCUUGCUGAAGCGUCCGUGCCAUAUGAUAUCGUUCUUGAGAUGGAUGAAAUCAACGAGGACUUCAAUGACACUGAUGUUACACUUGUCAUUGGCGCCAAUGACACCGUCAACCCUAUCGCUAUGGAGCCGGACUCCGCUAUCUCUGGCAUGCCUGUUCUCCAUGCAUGGAAGAGUAAGGAAGUCAUCGUCAUGAAGAGAGGAAUGUCCAGUGGAUAUGCCGACGUACCGAACCCCAUGUUCUUCAUGCCUGGAACCAGGAUGCUCUUUGGUGAUGCCAAGACAUCUUGUGAUGCUAUCAAAGCUUCGCUAGAGGCACGCAAGUAG